Molecule: messenger RNA, 1461 nt
Organism: Acanthamoeba castellanii str. Neff
Lineage: Eukaryota; Discosea; Longamoebia; Acanthamoebidae
Exons: 1
Coding region: 1-1461 (486 amino acids)
Source: RefSeq, a predicted model, not a curated record
AUGGCGGCCGCACGACCACCCCUCGACGUGCGACUUCAAAUAGUGAAGCAGGAGUCUGUCACGCACGACGUGUCAUUCGUGAAUGGGCAGACCAAGGUGGUGCAUUCGUGCAUCAAGGGCUCACCCUUCAAGCUUGAGCUGGCCCUGGUCGGUAAUUUCGACCGUAGCAUCAUCAACUUCAAUCGAUUCGUGAUCACUGCGGUGCUGCUGUACGACUACGCCGACGGCGGUCGAGGCGUCGAGGAGCGCCAGGUGAGCUUCGUCAAGACGCGCCCGCUCGAGGUGCUCGAGUACAGCGUCAACGAUGCCGGCGACCGCCUCACGCUCGUCGUAGUGCUACACGUCCUCUCCUCCCAGCACGAGCACAGCCUCUUCCUCAUCAAGAUCGCCAACGCCGAUCUCGGCCUCGUAGCCGUCUCCCAGCCCAUCCGCGUCGUGAGCAAGGAGCUCCAGCUCAAGGGCAAGGCCAAGCCGCGCCAGGCCACCUCCAGCGGCGCCGCCUCCUCCGCCGCCUCCCGCCGCCCGCUCACCGAGGAGGUCGUCCAGUACCUGCAGCGCAUCGAGGCCCAGUCGGAGACCCACCACCAGCUGCUCCUCUCCAUCCUUCAGCGCCUGGCCGCCGCCGACGGAGGAGGAGGAGGCAUGCAGCCGCAGCCCCAGCAGCAGCAGAGGACCUUUAGCGGAGAGGGCGUACCAGGCGAGCCGGCGGCCAAGCGGCAGAAGCGAGACUUCGCGAAGGACUUUGGCGCCGCCGCCGCCAAGAGCGAGGGCACGCACAACAACAACGCGGCGGAGGGAUCGGCACCAUCGUUCGAGGAGAGCUUCGCAACGUUGGUCCGCUCGUUUGGCGCCCUGCCGCGCGAGCAGCGUACGGAGACAGUGCGCCGCACGGUGCGCGGGUGCCCCGACCGCGAGACGAUGAACGACCUGCUGGGCCACCUCGCCGCCGCGGGCAUGAUGGGCAGCUUCGGCCUGGCCACCACCAACGGCGGCCUGCCUUCUUCUGCGUCGUACGACGCCACGCCACUCCCGCUGCCCUCGUCGAUGCGCCACAUCAAGCCCGAGCCGUCGUCGUCGUCGUCAUCGGAGCUCGCCGAUCAGGUGGUCGACCUGGGUCUGCCGGCGCCGGGCGCGGGCUCGUUCGGCUCGGCCUCGACCCCUCGCCUGCCGUCGCUGCCCUACCUCACCGGCUACGAGGGCAUGCCCAUGCCGUUGGGCCAGAUGAUCCAGCUCCAACCACCGUCUCUUCAAGGAGGAAUGCCAGCGCAGCAACAGCAGCAAGGAGGAGCGGCGGACGAGGGCGAGAGGAAGAGCGGACAGUUCUCGCAGUCGGACAUCGACACCAACAAGCUCUACAACGAGAUCUUCGCCUCGUGGCCCUACGACAACCUCAACAACAGCACCAACGGCCUCAACAACACCAGCCUCUCCCAGUCCCAGUCCCAGUCCCAGUCACUCUAG